This is a messenger RNA of Brassica napus (rape), 1273 nucleotides long. Its product is annotated as MADS-box protein AGL71. Gene Ontology annotation, biological process: positive regulation of transcription by RNA polymerase II. The transcript has 8 exons. The record is from RefSeq and is a predicted model, not a curated record. Gene Ontology annotation, molecular function: protein dimerization activity; RNA polymerase II cis-regulatory region sequence-specific DNA binding; DNA-binding transcription factor activity, RNA polymerase II-specific. Bases 470 to 1126 code for a protein of 218 amino acids. Gene Ontology annotation, cellular component: nucleus. NCBI's taxonomy places the organism in Eukaryota, Viridiplantae, Streptophyta, Magnoliopsida, Brassicales, Brassicaceae.
UAUAAAUUUUUAUUUCAAAAUAUUUAAUUUAAAUAGUUUGAGGUAGGUUUAUAGUUAUAGUAUUUUGAGAACUUUUGUGAGAUCCCAAUUAUAAAAUUUGUUCAAAAAAUAAAAGUCUCUUGUAUUUCCCAAAUUUAUUUGAAGAAACAUUUCUUUUCUAGUAAAUUAAAAUGUGUCCUUUUGCUAUCAAUUCUUAAUUUUACCAAAAACAGAUAAAGUCAUGGAGAUUUCUUUAAUCAAAACCUAGGACUCACUUUUUAUUUUUUUAAACAUUAUUUUCUCUGUUUUAUUGGUGAUUAAUUAUUAAAUCUCUGUUGUAUUAGUGACUGAUUAGUUAUUAAUCCAACUAGCACCACCAAAAGAAGAAAAUAAAAAUCUCUUAUCUUCCUACUUUCCUUUUUUCUGUCAAGAAAAAGCAAACUUAGACUUUAGGGCUUGUGGCUCUUGUAACACAGAGUAUUGUAGGAAGAUGGUGAGAGGAAAGAUCGAGAUAAAGAAGAUCGAAAACGUGACAAGCAGACAAGUCACGUUCUCAAAGCGAAGAAGUGGUCUAUUUAAGAAGGCUCAUGAGCUUUCAGUUCUAUGCGAUGCUCAAGUUGCCGCCAUUGUCUUCUCUCAGAACGGAAGAUUAUAUGAAUUCUCUAGCUCCGAGAUGGAGAAAACGAUAGAAAGAUAUGGAGAUUUUAGAAAUGAGUACUUUGUGCUAGGGAGGCCCCAAGUACAACCAUACCUGGAGGAGCUGAAGAAGGAAAUGGAUAUAAUGGUUAAGAAGAUUGAUCUCCUUGAAGUUCAGCAACGGAAGUUAAUGGGGCAAGGUCUGGGUUCGUGUUCAGUGGCAGAACUUCAAGAGAUAGAUAUUCAGAUUGAGAAAAGCCUUCGUAUUGUAAGAUCAAGAAAGGCUGAGUUAUAUGCAGAUCAACUAGGAAAGCUAAAAGAAAUGGAGAUAAAAGUCUUGGACGAGAGAAGAAGGCUACGUGAAAAGGAAAUCAGAGAGAGGUUGCUACGACCACUGCUGCCAGUAACAUUACAUACAGAGAAAGGUGAACCCGAAGGUGGUUACAGAACCAAACAUUCAUCAGAGGUCGAAACCGAUCUAUUUAUUGGAUUGCCUGUGGCUCGACCAUAAUAUUUCACACUUUCCUUAAGUUUGCUUAUAGUGUUAUAACUUCGAUUUGUUGUUUGUAAAUUACCCUAUAAUUUAUGAGCGAUAUCACCAUCUCUUGUGUAUAAAACUUGAAAUAAUUUGACCUGUAUAACAUUUUAAGUUGUCACU